This is a messenger RNA of Microcebus murinus (gray mouse lemur), 1383 nucleotides long. Lineage: Eukaryota; Metazoa; Chordata; Mammalia; Primates; Cheirogaleidae. The record is from RefSeq and is a predicted model, not a curated record.
AUGACCCUCUCCGGCAGCGGCAGCGCCAGCGACAUGUCCGGCCAGACGGUGCUGACGGCCGAGGACGUGGACAUCGAUGUGGUGGGCGAGGGCGACGACGGGCUGGAGGAGAAGGACAGCGAUGCCGGUUGCGAUAGCCCAGCGGGGCCGCCCGAGCUGCGCCUGGACGAGGCGGACGAGGUGCCGCCGGCUGCGCCCCAUCACGGGCAACCUCAGCCGCCCCAUCAGCAGCCCCUGGCAUUGCCCAAGGAGGCAGCCGGCGCCGGGCCAGGGGGCGACGCGGGCGCUCCCGAGGCGGACGGCUGCAAGGGCGGCGUUGGCGGCGAGGAGGGCGGCGCGAGCGGCGGCGGACCCGGCGCGGGCGGUGCUUCCGCGGGCGGCCUGGCCCCGAGCAAGCCCAAGAACAGCCUGGUGAAGCCGCCCUACUCGUACAUCGCGCUCAUCACCAUGGCCAUCCUGCAGAGCCCCCAGAAGAAGCUGACCCUGAGCGGCAUCUGCGAGUUCAUCAGCAACCGCUUCCCCUACUACCGGGAGAAUCCCCCCUGCAGAGAAACAAAAAAAAAAAACACAUAUCAGUCAAAAAAGAAAAACAUAACAAUAAAGAUCAAAACAAAAAAAAAAAACACCACACACACAGAAGAAAAAGACAGAGACAAAAAUAUCAAGAAAAAAUAAAGAACACACCAACAAAUAGAGGAACAUAAAGAAGAACAGAGAGCGGGACCCUACGGCCGCCCCUACGGCCUGCACCCGGCGGCUGCCGCCGCCUACUCGCACCCGGCGGCCGCGGGCGCGGCGGCCGCGGCACUCCAGUACCCGUACGCGCUGCCGCCGGUGGCGCCAGUGCUGCCGCCCGCCGUGCCGCUGCUGCCCUCGGGCGAGCUGGGCCGCAAGGCGGCCGCCUUCGGCUCGCAGCUCGGCCCGGGCCUGCAGCUGCAGCUCACAGCCCUGAACCACAGAAAAAAGACCGAAGAGAAGAGCAAAAGACGCAAACAGAGAAAGAACACCAACAAGAGAUACAAGAGAGAUCAUCAAGUUGAGCCAGAGCGCAUGCGGCCGUACAGUUACAGCAUAGAAACAUUCAUCGGCAAAGGAAGGCCAGACAGACUCCAGAGGGGAUCGGCUGCUGGCAGAUAAGAGAGACAGACAGCGGCAACGGGAGGCAGCGGGGGCGGCAGCACGACGCAGUCCUUCCUGCGGCCGCCCGGGACCGUGCAGUCGGCAGCGCUCAUGGCCACGCACCAGCCGCUGUCGCUGAGCCGGACGACCGCUACCAUUGCGCCCAUCCUGAGCGUGCCGCUCUCCGGACAGUUUCUGCAGCCCGCAGCCUCGGCCGCCGCCGCCGCUGCCGCCGCCGCUCAAGCCAAAUGGCCCGCGCAAUAG